Molecule: messenger RNA, 327 nt
Organism: Lottia gigantea (owl limpet)
Lineage: Eukaryota; Metazoa; Mollusca; Gastropoda; Lottiidae
Exons: 5
Coding region: 1-327 (108 amino acids)
Biological process (GO): actin nucleation
Cellular component (GO): actin filament
Molecular function (GO): microtubule binding
Source: RefSeq, a predicted model, not a curated record
AUGUCGCGAGGUUAUGGAAAAAACUCGUCAAGUCGAGCUCCACCUAGUGUCAAGUUCAGACGAUCGUCUCUACAGUUAAUGACAAAUGUAGGUAGCAACAUGUAUUAUUGGGCCCACCUGGAGCCAGGGACACACCAUAUUGACCUGGCCCCCACCAAAUUAACUCCUAUGUGGCCCCCACCAAACACAGUUGAAGGUGAACAACAGAAAUCUGGUUUGAAGUAUACUGAAGCAGAUCAUCAGGCAGCUAUUGUACAGAUCAGGCAGCAAUAUAAAGAUGAAAAUCAAAAACUAAAGGUACCAGAUCUCACUGUCAUCUUGAUGUAG